UCUCCUCUUUGUCGACGAAGAACGGUUGCAAAAGUCGCCCUCCUCCCUCGUUUUCUUGCCGGACUGGACAGGCUCCUCGCACGCGCGAGGUCACUUUUUAGGGGAAACUUUUCCUGUCAACCGGAAUCGCGCACGACGGUUCUGAAGAGGGAGAUUGCAGUGAAACACAGAGAUCUACAGAGCCUUCCUCUUCAUGUUUCCGGUCCGUUCUCUGUCUUUCCCGGACAUCAAAUAUCGCCCCCCAUGUUGCGGGUCUCCCUUUUGUGUCUUGCAGCGCAAGCGUUUUCUUUUGUUCGCGAGAGCAUCUCCACAGUUGCGUCUUUGCUUCCUUUCCAUUCUUGCCCGCGUCGGUUUGCAUUUCGAGAAGCUUCACUGUUCCCGGUUUCUCUCCAGGUUUCCCCAAGGCGUCUGUCCCUUCUCUCCGCCGCGACGGCACGCGCGGCAUGUGAGAAAGCCUUCGCAUCCGGUGUCUGUCCGCCUUUUCCCCUGAUAUUCUUUGUCCGUUUCAUUCUCAAAAAAGAGCGCUUUCUCCUUUUCAGCGGCUCUUUAUUCCAUCUGAACGGGGACGUUGCACCGCGAGACCCAAGCCGCAAACGCUCGAAAACGAACGCGAGCGGGAGCGCGCUCAAGCCUUCUCGUUUUUCCCCGUUUCUGCCGUCUCGUUCCCUCCCUGUCGUCUAAAGAGCCCUCUGCGUUUUCUCCCGUCUGCGUUAAGCCACGUAUCUCCUUCUUUUUUUUGCUCAUCACACUUCCCCUUGUGCCCGCCAUAUUUGCCGGGUGUUUCCGCCUUUUCUCCAGACUCUGUUUGCUGCUGUUCUCGCGGCUCGUUGCUUCCACUUCUUGCUUCCACUUCUCGCUUCCUUUCUCUCCUCUCCCGUCAUCAUGGAUCCGCCUGCUGCGUGGAAGAGAACUUCUGGCGAUCUCUCGGUCAACGCGUCACUUGCUCGCCAGGGGAACAUGCAGCCUUCACACCCUUCUGUCACCCCAGGAAGUUCGGCUGUCUCGACACCGCCGCAAGCGGUGCACAGGAACGGUGUGAUUCCUUCCACUCCGGCGAAUCCAGGACCGAAUCCGUCCUAUGUUUCCCCUUUUCAAGGCUCUCAAGAUAAAGGCGCGUCCAGCGACCAGCCCUGGACUGCUAGGCCGACAGCAAGCCAGUUUUCCUCCGUGCAACACCCCCCUUCGUCCUAUCCUUCUUCUGCUUCUUAUCCUCCUUCUGCUUCUUAUCCUCCUUCUGCUUCCUAUCCUCCUUCUGCUUCCUAUCCACCUUCUGCGCCGUAUCCUGCUUCGCAUCCUUCUACCUCGUCUUACUCGACUGCGUACCCUAGUUCCUCGUAUCCUCCGGCCUCUUGCGCUUCUUCGGCGCACAGAGGUCCGCCGGGGCAAGGUCCAGAGGCGACGCUGAGAACAGCAGAGGACGCGCAUGCAGAGCGAGGAAAAAGCAUGAAGGAGCACCAGGAGUUCCUUCUUCAGAAGCAGCUGGAGAGACAGAGAGAGACAGAGGAGAAAGAGCGAGAGCAGCCCAGCGGGGAUCGGGGACUCAGCUUCUACACGCAAGCUGUUCAGGGACAGCAUGCUACUCAGCAGGCAGGUCGGCACCCAGGUGCGUAUACAACCGAGGCGACUGCGGUCGAAGGCCCGGUGUUUGUCUCGUCGCGCGACUCUGCUCCUGCUCUCUCUUCGCUCUCUUCUCUCGGCUUGAGUGGAAGCAUGACUGCAGGGGGUCUGGACACCCGAGAGGCGACAGGCAGCGGCUUUCUCGGUCGCCUCUUUUCCUUCGGGACAAACGAGACGAAGGAGCAGAAUAUUCACGAGUCGCAUCUCGGCUUUUCCGCGAGUGUGGACAGAAACGGAGAGGACGAAAUCGGCGAGGAACCGCCGCUCUUGGAAGAGCUUGGAAUCCACCCCGAGGAGGUUGUUCAGCGAUUCAAGUCUGUCGUCCUCUUCUACAAAGUCGAGCACGACCUUCUCGUUCACUCCGACAUGUGCGGUCCUCUGGUCGUCGCCGUCACACUCGCGUUUCUUCUUCUCAUGUCAGGAAAAGCCUCCUUCAGCCAUAUUUAUGGUCUCUCAAUCGUCGGCAGUUUGUGCACAUAUGUGCUCCUCAACCUCAUGAGCCCGAAGGAAGGCAUCGACCUCUACAGCACGAUCAGUAUUCUCGGCUACAGCCUUCUGCCUGUUGUCUUGAUUGCCUUCGCCUCGAUUUUCAUUUCCCUCAAAACUUCUCUCGGAGUCAUCUUCUCCGUCGCGUGCGUCCUCUGGUGUACAGCCACUGCCUCCAGAUUCUUCGAAUCCGCUCUUCGCAUGCACGACCAAAGAUUUUUGGUGGCAUAUCCUAUAUCUCUCUUCUACGCUUCCUUUGUUGUCAUCACUGUGCUCUGAGUUUCCUUCGGCUUAUAUGCGAGAGCUUUUGCGUGAGAACGAGACAGAAGAGAGAAGUCAGAAAGUGCCAGGAAGCAGAAGGCCUCCCAUUCUGAGACCAGGGAAGCGGGGACUGAAAACGCGAGUGAGAGAGCAUGCACACUUGCAUGCUCUCUCCAAGAUUUCUGUUUGCUUGUGUCUGCUUGAGGGAUGCACUAGAUUCUGCUUUGCUUUUCUUCCUCUUGUUCUCUGUCUUUUCUCAUUUUUUCUCUUUUCUCUCAUUCGUUUUUUUGUCGCUUUCGUCUCUCUCUCGUAUCUCUUCCGCCUCUCUUGUUAGUUCUGCCCGCUGUGCUUCCCGUCUUCUUCAGCCUCUUUGCGUCUCCACUUCCUUUCCAGUUUCUUGGAUUGUCUGAAUGUUUCUGUCUCGCUUUCCUCGGGCUCUCCGGCCCUCAUCGCUUCAGUCGCGACACAAAGCUUUCGUCGCCUUCUGUGUUUCCGCCGCUGUUCAAAUUCGCGGUUCGUCGUGAUUUCUGUACACCUCCGUUUUCGCUGGAAACACAUUCUCAACUAAGAUAUCUUCGGGAAGGGGAGGAUGUCUGGUGACAGAAGGAUGAGUUUUAGCCGCGUCCGAUCUGCAGGAGAGGCAGGGCGGCUCUGCCUCGCCUUUGUGGGUGUCAGCGUGAAGUCGACGAAGGAAUUGCCGCGCACAUUCCUGGCGGUUUGCCUCCGCUUUCGCAGGUCGUCUUCUCUGCGUUCGUUUCUCUCCAACUUUCUUUUCUCUUUAUAAACACCGUUUUCGGCACACAGAGGACCGACGCCGCGCCUGCGGACGCGCCCACGCUGUCGCGGUGCACCGGGCGGCUCUUCGGUGGCGUCGUUCUUUGCUUCUGGAGAGCUCCAGUGUCGUCGGAAAAUGUCGAACGAAGACAGAGAGCCAUGCGUUCCCCAGGAGACCGCCUGCGUCUUCCUCAGAGACUGGAAGUUGCAGGGAAAGAAGGAAGUGAAACACUCACAGAAAGCGUCCAGAGGAGCGUGACUGUAGUCCAAGCAGAAACACACUCAUAGAGACACAGAUAACGUUCGCAUGCGUCUCCAGAGAAAAGCGCGCUUCCGCGGCAAACGAAGAAGAAAGAGCGUCAGAGAGAAAAGGAAAAGGGUGCUGGAGAGAAGAGAUAAGUUGCAUGUUGCACUGGAGAGAACGGUGCAAAGCCACUCGGGAGAGCAAACACGACUGCUAGCGGGAACGCAGCAGGAGCGCAAGAGAGGAGAGGAGAGGAGAGAGGAGGAGAGAGGAGGAGAAAAGGAAAGUGAAUAUCAUAAGAGAGGAGGCGUGAGUUCGUACGAGGGCGCGAGGAUAGCAGAAGAGGGUGGAGAAGAAGAAGCCGACAGGGGGGAAGAUGAGAACUGAGAUCAGCCAAGAUCUGACCUUUGGGUGUCGAGAAGAUCUUCAAGGUCUGCGUCUGUUCUCUUGAGUGCAAGCAUCAC
Molecule: messenger RNA, 3846 nt
Organism: Toxoplasma gondii ME49
Lineage: Eukaryota; Apicomplexa; Conoidasida; Eucoccidiorida; Sarcocystidae
Product: protein yipf5, putative
Exons: 7
Coding region: 883-2382 (499 amino acids)
Biological process (GO): endoplasmic reticulum to Golgi vesicle-mediated transport; vesicle fusion with Golgi apparatus
Cellular component (GO): trans-Golgi network
Source: RefSeq, a predicted model, not a curated record